Amphimedon queenslandica is the source of this 1955-nucleotide messenger RNA. RefSeq names its product DDB1- and CUL4-associated factor 11-like. The record is from RefSeq and is a predicted model, not a curated record. Gene Ontology annotation, molecular function: protein binding. The transcript has 18 exons. Gene Ontology annotation, biological process: proteasome-mediated ubiquitin-dependent protein catabolic process. Gene Ontology annotation, cellular component: Cul4-RING E3 ubiquitin ligase complex. Lineage: Eukaryota; Metazoa; Porifera; Demospongiae; Haplosclerida; Niphatidae. The coding region runs from base 42 to 1778 and encodes 578 amino acids.
AUAGGCGUGGUUGUUUUGGGUGUGGCUAGUCUGGCUACAAAAUGGACAUGGGGAACAGAGCAAAUAGAGGAGAUAAUGGCACAACAGACGAAAGAACUGACAGAGGAGGAGGCGAGGAAGCCAAUGAAGACAUGGUAGUUGAAAGCAGAGGACUAGGUCGUCGUGUUGGCAUUCCAUUACAUGGUAGAGUAGGCACUGUUCAUGUCCUACUUACUCGUCAUGGUGGUCAAUCUCAGACUAUGACUAUACACCAUGACCCUUCACCAUUAAACAUUGAUGAGUCUCCUGAGGAAGAGGAGGAGGAGGAGGUAGAAGCUGAUGACGAGCUUGAAAUUGAUGAAGAGGAUGAUGAUGAUGAUAAUGAAGCUGAUGAGAUUGAUAAUAUCCUGACAUUACAGUUGGUUGCAAGAUUAUUAGGAGGGAGUCUAAUGAGACGAAGGGUGAAGAAUGAGCUUAAUAUGUGUGAUCAACCAGAAAUAAUUACUGACCCAGUGGAGCCAUUAAAUCCAAAGACUGACUUGUAUCAAGAACUCAAGUCUUUUGAUAGCAGAAUGCAUAUUGGACCAAAUAUCAGAAAUUUUAGUUACGGUUUUGAUUCUGCCUCAUACAUUGAUAAAACAUCUACUUCUUCAAGGUUUCUACCACGUCACUGCUGUCUCGUUGGGUCUUACGAGGCAAGGGUUUUCUGUGGAAACUAUUCCAAGUCUGGCGACGUUUUUAUAUCGGCAGGUCAAAGUGAUAAGAUUGAUUUGUACGACACUGCUGGGAAUAAGUUUAAAUGUUAUAAGUCUGUAGGAGCACGUGAUGUUGGUUGGUCAGUACUUUCAACAGACUUUAGUCCUGAUCAAAACUGGUUCAUAUAUUCCACUUGGUCACCAUCUAUUCACUUAUGUAAUGUGUAUGGGGAGGAAGAGAGACAUUAUUCGCUUGAUUUAAGGCCAGAGGCUGAGGAGCCUUUUUGUGCAUUCAUAUCAAAGUUUUCCGGUGAUAACAGAGAAAUAUUAGCAUCAGCUAAUGACGGGAAAUUAUAUUUGUAUGAUCGGGAAAAACAGGAUCGUAUCCUUGUGAUUGAUGCUCAUCAGGAUGACGCCAGUGCUGUCACGUUUGCUGAUGAAGGAGGAAUUCUCAUUUAUUCUGGGGGAGACGAUGGAGUAUGCAAGGUAUGGGACAGGAGGUGCCUGCAGGAGAGGUCACCACGACCAGUGGGAGUGUUCUCUGGUCAUAAAGACGGGAUCACGUAUAUUGACUCAAAGGGUGAUCAAAGAUACCUCAUCACUAAUUGUAAAGAUCAAACAAUUAAGUUAUGGGAUACUAGGUGUUUCUCUAAUUGUGAAGGAAUACAUGAGUCAUUGAAAUCCACUUCUCAGCAAGGCUGGGAUUAUCGUUGGCAAGAAGUACCGAGGAAUGUUCAAAAGAAUAAACAUACAAAGCUGGCAGGGGAUGUUUCGGUAAUGACAUAUACAGGCCAUUCGGUUAAAAAUACUUUAAUAAGGUGUCAUUUUUCACCAUAUUCUACAACAGGGCAGAAGUACAUAUAUACUGGCUGUGCUAAAGGACAAGUAGUGGUGUAUGAUGUCAUUACAGCUCAAAUGGUUGCAGUCCUAAAUUCACCUGAUUGCUUCUCGUGCAUUCGUGAUGUUAGUUGGCAUCCAAGCCAAGCAGGGACUCUAGUUGCUUCAACAUGGGAAGGUACUAUUCAGAUGUGGACAUAUGACGAGAGAGAUGACUAUGUUAAAGAAUUUUUGCAUCAAAAAGCCAAUUAUUUUAAUUUCUGGUAGUUCAUCAAGAUUCUAUAGCAUCAUGGUAAUGUGUGUGAUUUGAUUUUGGCUGUGAUGCUCCUUUUGAAUUUGAUUGGUCACUGAUUCACACUUAAACAAACUCCAUUUAAUUAAGAUUAUUAUACCAGUUUAUUUAUUCUGAUUACUAAAGUUUAAAAAGAUAGUUUUCCCGCGGUU